Myxocyprinus asiaticus (Chinese sucker) is the source of this 1048-nucleotide messenger RNA. RefSeq names its product E3 ubiquitin-protein ligase RNF185. The transcript is spliced from 7 exons. Gene Ontology annotation, biological process: ubiquitin-dependent protein catabolic process. The record is from RefSeq and is a predicted model, not a curated record. Gene Ontology annotation, molecular function: ubiquitin-like protein conjugating enzyme binding; metal ion binding; ubiquitin protein ligase activity. Gene Ontology annotation, cellular component: endoplasmic reticulum. Lineage: Eukaryota; Metazoa; Chordata; Actinopteri; Cypriniformes; Catostomidae. The coding region runs from base 140 to 694 and encodes 184 amino acids.
CUUCCGGCCCGGAGUGUUGACGCAAUCAGAUGUUAGUUUAAGAGUUCAGAAGCAGCUGCGGCUUUAAUUUCACCCCACAGACGCGUUCAUGAGAAGCAUAAGGUUGUAUAUUAGUUAAAGUUGUCGUGUUGAAAGCAUCAUGGCCAGCGCAGCUGCCAGCGAGAGUUCUUCUGCAGCUAAUGGACAGACGUCAGGAGAAAACGGCAGCACGCAGGACAGCACGUUUGAAUGCAACAUCUGUCUGGACACAUCCAAAGACGCAGUCAUCAGUUUGUGUGGUCAUCUCUUCUGUUGGCCGUGCUUGCAUCAAUGGUUAGAAACAAGGCCGAACAGACAGGUGUGUCCUGUUUGUAAGGCAGGCAUCAGUCGGGAUAAAGUGAUCCCGCUGUAUGGAAGAGGCAGUACAAGUCAGCAAGACCCAAGAGAGAGAACUCCUCCACGACCACAAGGACAACGGCCAGAACCGGAGAAUCGUGGCGGAUUUCAGGGAUUUGGCUUUGGAGAUGGAGGAUUCCAGAUGUCUUUUGGCAUUGGGGCUUUUCCCUUUGGGAUCUUUGCCACAGCAUUUAACAUCAAUGAUGGGAGACCACCACCAGCAGCCCCAGGCACCCCUCAGCAAAUGGAUGAGCAGUUCCUGUCCCGCCUCUUCCUGUUCGUGGCGCUCCUCAUCAUGUUCUGGCUGCUCAUCGCUUAAACGAUUAUGAACUUAUCUUAUCAGGACACAUUAAUUAUUUCUCUCAGCGGAAUAACAGCUAAAGAGCCGCUAAUAAUAAACCUACAGAGAUCACAAUAGUCCCAUCAGGUUUCAGUAGAACAAAUUUAUUUUGAUCUGUUUGAGAGCCCUGAUGCGACGCUGAUUAAUUUGAAAAAAGGAACGUGUUAACCCAUCUGGGGUCUUUUUCUAUGAAAGAGAUGCAAUGCUUGCAUUGUGAUUGCAUGUCUGUGAUACUGUGAAAUGUGAUUUUAUGCAAACAAAAUUUUUCUGCUUAUGUCCAAUUUUCUUCCCAGAUGAUUUUAAAUAAAGGGUCUUAUUUCUUUUAAGAUUAAA